Messenger RNA from Botrytis deweyae, 1128 nucleotides. RefSeq lists its product as uncharacterized. The record is from RefSeq and is a predicted model, not a curated record. The coding region runs from base 1 to 1128 and encodes 375 amino acids. The transcript has a single exon. NCBI's taxonomy places the organism in Eukaryota, Fungi, Ascomycota, Leotiomycetes, Helotiales, Sclerotiniaceae.
AUGGCGAGACAAACAGCAACAACAACAGCAAGCCCUACAACUCCAUCUCCCCCAUCCAAAUACAUCCACUCCUCCACCUCGCCACCCCUCGCCCCUCACUCCCGUUCUCCCCCCAAAGCUCUCCAACCCCAACCCCUAAACCUCCCCCCCUCCCCCCAACGCGCAAAAAUCAUCCUCGGCUUCUCCGGCAUCGGCAAAACACACCUAGCCGCGCACGCGAACCGCGAAUUCGAAUGGCUGCACGUAAUCGACUAUUCACUCGAGCGACACCAUCUCGAUUUCAGCUGCGACUAUCAAACCGAGUAUCUACAGACGAUAUCUGCUGCGGUGUCGCAGCCGGGGGUGUUGUUAUUGGGAGGACCGCGAUGGGUGGGAGAGUUUCUGGUGAGGAAUAAGUGGGCGUUUAGUAGUGUGUUUCCGAGGGUGGAGUGUAGGGAGGAGUAUGCGGUGAGGUGGGAUCAGAUGGGGGAGGAGGAGGGAUUGGUUGCGCAUCGGUUGGUGGGGUGGGAGGAUGCGGUGAGGGAUAUGUGGUGGGGGGAGGGGAGGUGCAAUCAUUUUGAAUUGUGUGCGGGGGUUUAUUUGGAGGAUAUUUUUAUGGAUGUUUUGACGGCGGCGGAUCAUGUGGAGGGAUCUAGGGGUGGGGAGAGUGAGAAUGAGGAUGAGGGGUUGGGAGAGGUGUGGUAUGAUGCGCAUGAGGCAUUGGAAUCACCAUCCUCUUCUGCGAAACGGAAAAGAUCACGUACUGAAAAUGAUGCAAUACGACAAAUCGUCCAAAGUCUCAAGUCUCGCCAGUCUUCUCGAAUUCAAUCUUUCCUCAAUUACACUUUUCUGAUCCUUCAGUUUAUUUUCCUCUGUAUCCUAGCCACGCUCAUCCUACUAGCAUACAAAGAAUGGGAUCUUUGGCAAAUGAGGAACAAACCAAAUCUCCCUACCAUUGGAGAAUUUUCCGGUCUAAGUGGUCUGAGUAGGAUGCACAAUAUGUUUAAUCACUGGUUUCUUCCAGACUGUAUAUCAGCCAUUUUGCCAAACUCACGAAAAACGUGGCUGGGCACUUCUGACUUUCGGAAAGAACUUGUGAUAUUGGUUCAGAAGUGGUUAGACUUGGAAGAAUCUUUGUUGGGUUCUUGA